UUUGGGGAAGUGGAUUCAAAGGUUCAAAUUAUCGAGAACACGUAUCCUGGCACACUGUUUCAAAUGGGCUCCCUGCCAAACCAGUACCAAUGCCAAUUUGCAAAUAUCUCCUAUCAUCUAGCAACAGAUGGUUUGGGUCCGUUCAGGAUUAAUGAGAAGACAUCAGAGAUCAGUGUGGAAAGGUCCUUGGAUAGGGAACAGAGGGAAACGUACGAAAUGAUUGUCAAAUGUAUCUUGCGGACACCUGUGCAAGUGAUGCAGGUUGGGAGGUCCUUGCACGUGACUGUUCUUGACAAAGGUGACAAUGCCCCAUACCUCCCUGAUGGUAACGACACGGCUGAGGCUUUCAUUGAGUUCAACAGGAAAGAGAACACCGUGGUGGUGUCCCUCUCGGUGUACGACACAGACAGCACCACCAAGUACACAGCUACAGUGAUGAGGAAUGACACUUGGAUCACAGACAACUUCCGAGUGAAGGCCACACCUUUGGAGAUACCUGCCAGCACCAAAAUGCCUGCUCGAGGGACGGUGAACAAAUACGAGUUGAUACUGAAGAAAAACCUGUCAAUCUCUGAGAACCGGUCAUUUACUUUGGACGUCCUGGUCCGUGAUACAGAAUAUAAUGGCCCCAACAGCUCAGUGAUGCUCCAUUUCAACGUCACCAUCCGCCCAAUCAUCAUCGAGUUCACUGACAACAUGUUCCAUUUCUCGCUGAACAGGAAUGCAGGACGGUCUGCAAAGAUUGGAAGGAUUUGCAUCGCAAACUGCCACAACUUUCAAGCAUUAAAUAUAACUUACACGCUGGUGCCCCUGACUCAGACCGAGGAGAACAUCACACAUCAGGAAAGAAACUGUUCGUCCAUCGUGGGGGUCCUUAAGAGAGCUGAGGAUAUAUUCGGGUUCCUGUACAUCAAUGAUGUGAAGAUGUUGAGAGCAGGUUCCUGCUCCAAGCUUCACUAUACCAUCAUUGCCAAUGAGUCUUUGAGCAAGGAGGUGGCUAAAGCCAGCAUUAUCGUCACUCUCGAGGGCUCAUACACAGACAGAAAUAACAAUUGUCCCAAAAUCUGUGCGACAAACAGGCAGCGCUCUGAGUGUGAGGAAUGUGGCGGUCUUGGUACAUUAACGGGGAAAUGUCAGUGGCGACAGGGCUUUGAAAAGGGUAUAUCAAAAAACUACUCCACUUGCUCAUCAGACCUCGCCAGCUGUCCUGACGGGUACUGCGAUGUCGUGGAGAAGAAAAAGAGCACCUGUCCCCAAGAUUGCAUUGCUGGAAAUGUUGUUGGCGGAUUUGAACCUGGAGAGCUGGGAGGAAUUAAAGGAGGUUUCGGAACCUGCGUCUGCUAUUCUGAUAACAAAUGUGUUUGCCAAAAGGAUGAUGUUGUUGAGCUGGUUUGUGAUGAUCUGUGUAAAACCAUCAUUGCAGCUGCAGUGUUGCUAUCCUUUAUCCUGUCUGUGCUGCUGUCUUCCUAUUUCAUCCACCGGUACCACAAGAAUGCUCCCAAGCCUCCCAUCGCCUCAGCGGAAAUGACCUUCAGAAGGCCAGCUCAGGCCUAUCCCAUCAGCUACUCCUCAAACAACAUUCGGAGACCUUCCAUGGAUUCAAUGGAAAACCAAGUGGCAGUGGAUUCCUUCAAGAUACCAGAGGAUCCCAAGUGGGAAUUUCCAAGGAAGAACCUGGUCCUGGGUAAAACCCUUGGAGAAGGAGAAUUUGGGAAAGUGGUGAAGGCGACAGCAUUCAGGCUCAAGGGAAAAGCAGGCUACACCACUGUGGCAGUUAAGAUGUUGAAAGAAAACGCGUCUCAGAGUGAGCUACGGGACCUUUUAUCAGAGUUCAAUCUGCUGAAACAAGUCAGUCACCCCCAUAUUAUCAAGCUGUAUGGAGCCUGCUGUCAAGAUGGCCCUCUGUAUCUCAUCGUAGAAUAUGCCAAAUAUGGUUCUCUGAGGAGCUUCCUAAGGGAAAGUCGCAAAGUCGGGCCCAGUUACCUGGGUGAAGGCAAUCGAAAUUCCAGCUACUUGGAUAAUCCAGAUGAGCGAGCUCUGACCAUGGGAGACUUGAUAUCCUUUGCCUGGCAGAUCUCCCGUGGCAUGCAGUACCUGGCUGAAAUGAAGCUUGUCCAUCGUGAUCUGGCAGCCCGGAAUGUUCUAGUCGCUGAGGGACGUAAGAUGAAGAUUUCUGAUUUUGGGCUCUCCAGGGACGUGUAUGAGGAGGACUCUUACGUAAAAAGAAGCAAGGGUCGGAUUCCUGUCAAAUGGAUGGCGAUUGAGUCUUUGUUUGAUCACAUCUACACCUCGCAAAGUGAUGUAUGGUCCUUUGGCAUUCUCCUUUGGGAAAUCGUGACACUGGGUGGAAAUCCAUACCCCGGAAUUGCUCCGGAACGACUCUUCAAUCUCCUGAAAACUGGAUACCGGAUGGAACGACCGGAAAACUGCAGUGAGGAAAUGUACAACUUGAUGCUGCGAUGUUGGAAACAGGAGCCAGACAAACGGCCGACUUUCGCAGAAAUCAGCAAAGAGCUGGAGAAAAUGAUGGUGAAGAGCCGGGACUACUUGGACCUUGCAGCCUCCACGCCAUCGGAUUCCCUGCUCUAUGAUGAUGGAGUGGCUGAAGAAGAGACGCCAUUGGUAGACUGUAAUAAUGCUCCCCUCCCUCGGUCCCUCCCCUCCACAUGGAUUGAAAACAAACUCUACGGCAUCUCGUAUCCUUGCUGGUCCGAAGACUGCCCUGUCCCCAUCACAAGAUUCGAUGGAACUAACUCAGUCUUUACAAGAUAUGCAAAUGAUAGUGUUUAUGCAAACUGGAUGAUGCCACCUACAGCUGUAAAAUUUAUGGAGCGGUGCGAUAGUUAAUAGUUAAAAUAAAACACACUGCCCAUGGAGAGCCAACAAAGUUG
Molecule: messenger RNA, 2891 nt
Organism: Hemiscyllium ocellatum (epaulette shark)
Lineage: Eukaryota; Metazoa; Chordata; Chondrichthyes; Orectolobiformes; Hemiscylliidae
Gene: ret
Product: ret proto-oncogene receptor tyrosine kinase
Exons: 19
Coding region: 64-2847 (927 amino acids)
Biological process (GO): multicellular organism development; homophilic cell-cell adhesion; protein phosphorylation
Cellular component (GO): signaling receptor complex; axon; membrane
Molecular function (GO): ATP binding; transmembrane receptor protein tyrosine kinase activity; calcium ion binding
Source: RefSeq, a predicted model, not a curated record